This is a messenger RNA of Aspergillus welwitschiae, 1856 nucleotides long. RefSeq names its product E3 ubiquitin-protein ligase RNF103. Gene Ontology annotation, biological process: ubiquitin-dependent protein catabolic process. The transcript is spliced from 2 exons. The record is from RefSeq and is a predicted model, not a curated record. Lineage: Eukaryota; Fungi; Ascomycota; Eurotiomycetes; Eurotiales; Aspergillaceae. Gene Ontology annotation, molecular function: ubiquitin protein ligase activity. Gene Ontology annotation, cellular component: cytoplasm. The coding region runs from base 387 to 1712 and encodes 441 amino acids.
GUCUGCGUUUGGCGACCACGACGUUGGUGUAUUUGUUCUCACUUCACCUCCCCCCAUUGAGUUUGGUGAGCAUCCAACACCAGAUCAGGCUCCAUUUUGACAGCUUGGAAGCUACAAAUAUAUCGGUGUCAGUGAUGACCUUCCCGGGGCGUCCUUUAACAUGAGCCUGGGAGUUGGUGCCCUCAUCUAGAUGAACUGAAUGGGAUUGUCGACCAACCUCGCAGAGACAACCUAUUAUUUAAAAGUGUCUUCCUUCUUCCUUAAAUCGAUACACUGCAUUCAGUACUCUGCUAUACGCGCAACAAUUCCCACUCUUUUUCUUCCUCUUCGGCAUAGUCUAUUGAACGUUGUCCACCCCUCCCCCUCCCCCAUCGCCUUCUGUCGACAUGUCCUCAACGACUACAGGCUCCUCUUCAAGUGCCACUAGUACAGAUCGUAAUGGGAAUAACAACAGCUCAAGCCCUACUAGUUCGCCUCUACUAUUUUUCGUCGCCCUCGGGUUUGGUGUUGUUUUCACUAAUCUAUGGAUUAUCGUGGGGGUAAAAUAUUGCUUUCGAUAUAAUCAACGCAAUCGCCAAUUACGCAGUGAAGUGACAGGCGAGCCUAUAGAUCUGGUCGCUAUGCCACGAACACACCGAAGACGUCGAGAAAAGAAGUUGAUGACUAUGGACGACGUUAACGAGAGGUUUCCACUGACGAAGUAUAAAGCAUGGAGGUCAUCCCGGGAGAAUGAAGGCCUCUCUGGUGCAGGCGGGAUCUCGGCACCGAAUAGCCGGUCGCAAAGCCCCAAGGAUGAGAACUACAUGUUGUCCGCUUCGCUUGGCGCUCCUUCAUCCAUGGUGGCAUCGCCACUCAAAAGCCAUCAGCGGGUUGAUUCCAACACUUCGCAGGCCUCUGCACCACUAGAAAACCUGGAGACAACGCUACCACAAUCUGAAGAGAAGAGCCAGAGAUAUUCCGAGCCAAGCCCUACAAACAUCGGAGUAAACGACAACGCCAACAUAUCAGCCCCGGAGCAGCCCCGUAACCACGCGCUCAACCAUGUCAUCGUAGAGGAUGUUGGAGACCUUGAAGACCAUAUCCGCACCGCUGUACCUGCCGAUUUCCUGGCAAAUCCUGGGGAUACUUGUGCUAUAUGUCUCGAUACGAUCGAGGAUGAAGAUGAUAUACGGGGGCUUACAUGUGGACAUGCUUUUCAUGCGUCUUGUGUUGACCCAUGGUUGACAAGUCGACGGGCUUGCUGUCCCCUAUGUAAGGCAGAUUACUACAUCCCGAAACCUCGCGCAGAAACUUCUGAAUUGGCUCCUAGCUCAGAACGUCAAGGUCGACGUGGCAUGGCACGAGUGACACCUAUAAACCCGCCACAGGCUGUUCUUAUCGGUGGAAGAGUGAACUUUCUGCGGCCGUCGGGAUCCCCGGAGCAGCAUGUGCAACGGCGCCCGUUGACCCACAGAGCGGGCUUCUCUCGAUUGCGCCUUUGGCGAGCCUCUCAAUCUAACCACCAGCCCACAUCUCCUGUGCCUGAUACUUCGUCUGGACAGCCAGAUCGGAGGGCUCAAAGGCUAGCACUCUUCACUGCAUCCUACUUUCCCCUGAACUUCAGUCUCCGAGGUAAUCGUGCAUCGAGAGGACUUGCAAAUAGGAACGCAGACGUCCGACAUUCAGAAAACAACCGAUCGCUUGGGGAACUUGAAGCCGGACCACCUAUAUGAAAUGUUCCCUUUUGUUAUCCUCAAGGACUCCUGAUCUAUAUAUCUUGAAUCUCAUGUCUUCUCUGCCUCUCGACAUCUGGAAUGCCGGUUGGACAGACUCGUGGUUAUCCUUGCGCAGGGUGCAGCAAACGCCUGCGGCUUUGU